Messenger RNA from Rhopilema esculentum, 1548 nucleotides. The record is from RefSeq and is a predicted model, not a curated record. Lineage: Eukaryota; Metazoa; Cnidaria; Scyphozoa; Rhizostomeae; Rhizostomatidae.
AUGGGGUUUAUAAUGUUGUUAUUCGGAUAUUUCUUUAUGCUGUUUGAGUCGUGCUACAGUUCUGAAAAACAAUACAUUGCAAAUUUUUCUACAGAUAUCUCUGUUAUUGAAUACGUCAACAAAUUGAAAAAUACCGACCCUGUAAGGCAGAUGACGGUAAAAUGCUACCACAAGGAGACGAGAACCCGCACAGUUACUUACACUGACGCACAAGGAAACACCCAGAGAAGGCUAGAAACCUAUCAAGUGAUAGUGAUUACAUACACAGAAAACAAGGUUUUCCCAAUCGCCCGAUCAGCUGAUGUUUCUGAUCCGGGGGGCAUACAGUUUGACUCGCAAAGCGUCACUCGUCUAAAGCUUGAACAAUCUGUUAACUGCGGCGACGCUCAAACUACGGAAAAAUUCAACGAAAUGCAAGAACAAAUGAUUGAAGAAAAUAAACACAGAGAUGAAAGUAUUUGCUUUUCGUACGUUGAUAUCAUUGAAGGGUUCCAGAAACGGUUUUGUGCCUAUGCUGAUGCUAGAUACCGAUCUUUCUGGAUGAAUCUCUUCACCUAUUGGGUUGCCACCUCACAAUGCACUACCCCCACCAGCACAGCAACCAAGGAUCGAAAAGCAGAUUUCCACAGGGGUGUCUGGGGUACAAUAUCAACAAACUCCGUACCCAGUCCAAUACCCAGGCCAAUACCCAGCCCAAUACCCAGCCCAAUACCCAGGCCAAUACCCAGCCCAAUACCCAGCCCAAUACCCAGCCCAAUACCCAGCCCAAUAUCGACCCCCAUACCAAGCCCCAUAUCAAAUCUCGUACCCUGCCCCAUACCAAGCCCCAGCCUCAGCCCCAGUCCCUGCCCCAGCCCCAGCCCCAGCUCAAGCCCAUGUUCAAGCCCCGGCCUGAUUGAAGAAAAUAAACAUAGAGAUGUAAGUAUUUGCUUUUCGUACGUUGAUAUCAUUGAAGGGUUCCAGAAACGGUUUUGUGCCUAUGCUGAUGCUAGAUACCGAACUUUCUGGAUGAAUCUCUUCACCUAUUGGGUUGCCACCGUUUUUGGCUUAACUUGGGUGUACAGAGCUUUUUUCAGCUGGAAAACAAAAAAAGUUGAAUACACAAUAAAGAAAGACAUAUUCUUUGGGACAGAAAGCUCAGUCAGCGGGCCGCAGAUUGUGCACCGCCAAGAUGACUCUCAUAACGCAAGUCACAAUGCACUACCCCCACCAGCACAGCAACAACCAAGGAUCGAAAAGCAGAUUUCCACAGGGGUGUCUGGGGUACAAUAUCAACAAGCUCCGUACCCAGUCCAAUACCCAGGCCAAUACCCAGCCCAAUACCCAAUACCCAGCCCAAUACCCAGCCCAAUACCCAGGCCAAUACCCGGCCCAAUUCCCAGCCCAAUACCCAGCCCAAUACCCAGCCCAGUAUCGGCCCCCAUACCAAGCCCCAUAUCAAAUCUCGCACCCUGCCCCAUACCAAGCCCCAGCCUCAGCCUCAGCCCCAGUCCCUGCCCCAGCCCCAGCCCCAGCUCAAGCCCAUGUUCAAGCCCCGGCCUACAUUAG